Messenger RNA from Austrofundulus limnaeus, 995 nucleotides. RefSeq names its product TP53 induced glycolysis regulatory phosphatase a (gene tigara). Lineage: Eukaryota; Metazoa; Chordata; Actinopteri; Cyprinodontiformes; Rivulidae. Gene Ontology annotation, biological process: regulation of pentose-phosphate shunt; negative regulation of glycolytic process. Gene Ontology annotation, cellular component: cytosol. Gene Ontology annotation, molecular function: fructose-2,6-bisphosphate 2-phosphatase activity. The record is from RefSeq and is a predicted model, not a curated record.
UCUUCUUCUUCUUCUUCUUCUUCUUCUUCUUCUUCUUCUUCUUCUUCUUCAUGCUCUACAGGAUGAAAAAAGCGCUAACGUUUGGGCUAACUCUCGUCCGACAUGGGGAAACAAUUUAUAACAAAAAAGGACUGUUACAAGGCCAGGCGAUAGACUCCCCCUUAUCUGAAGCUGGGCUGCAGCAGGCCGAAGCUGCAGGACUCUAUCUGAAAGACGUUGUGUUCAGCAACGUGUUCGUCAGCGAUAUGCUGCGGGCACGACAGACAGCUGAACAGAUAAUGCAGCACAACAGCAGCUGUUUGGGUCUACAAAUGGUGUGUGACCCGUUACUCAAAGAGAAAAGCUUUGGGACCGCUGAGGGGGGACAGGUUCAGGACUUUAAAAAGAUGGCCAAGGCAGCGGGUGAGCCGUUUCCAGACUUCACCCCUCCAGGUGGGGAGACUCAGGAACAGGUAACGGAGCGAGUCAGAACAUUUUGGGAGAAAAUGCUUCAACAAAUGGGGGCCGAACACUGGAACGACAGAGACCGGGAGGAGCUCAGGUCCGCCGCCAUGCCCCCAGAACCGCCUCCUGUCGAGGGGAGAGCAGACGACGGUGUGAGGGAUGUCCCGCUCCACGCGUUAGUCAUUACCCACGGAGCGCUGAUGCGUGUGGCGCUGCGCUACGUCGUGCAGGAGCUGAACUGCAGCUUGCCUUGGGGUUGUGACGAGGUACACAUGUUCUCUUUAAGUCCAAACACGGGACUGAGCCGCUUUACUCUGACCGUUACAAAACAGGGUGACAGGUUCGUUCUGUUAGACAUCCGCUGUGUGUUCGUCUACAGGACGGAUCAUAUUAAAACAUAGGAUCUGCUUUUUAUUAUUAUUUCAGGAACAAAAUACAGAAAACUUAUUUUAUCAAAUAUUUACAGGUAGAAAAUGAACUGUAGAAGCACCAUUUGUUGAAAACAAUUGAAAAUAUAUUUAUUUGCAGCAAAGAAAUACUUAAUAUAACUC